UCGUUUUCAGUAACUGGCGCAAGUUGAAAGAGUUGGUAAGAGCAAAUACUAGUGUACAAGUCUCGCGGAUGAUUCCGCGGUUACAGGCCGGCGUAAUGAGAAAAUUGCAUUGGAUUUGGAGCUGAUGUAGAAAGAAGAAAUAAACUGCUGCUGGUGUUUCUCUUAACCCUUUGGCUGCAGUCAUGCAGGCUUCCAAUGUUUAUGCUACUAUUCCGGGAAUGCCAGAGCUUGGCAUGGUCUGGAUGGGGGAUAUGAUGGUACACAAUGACCCAACACAAGAAUUUCUGAUAGAUCCCAGACAAGCAGAAAAUACACUUUACUCGCAUGAUCAUCACUCCUUUGAUGAUAUUAGAAAUCAUCAAAUCCCACCAACAGCAAUGGUGAGGUACUUACCUCCUCAGUUUCACAAUGAGUGCUCUGAACCUGAGGAGCCUAUGGAAGGAGUGGACGUUCAAGAUAUUCAGCAAGAUUAUGAUCAGAGUGAUAGUCAAGAUAUGAGUGAAUAUCUAGGUUUUGAAGAAGAUUACAUGAACGAGGAUACAAAUGAACAAGAAGUUAAUAAUGCAGCCACCCAAACUCAAGAUGUUCGUAAUCGUAAGAUCAAACCUAUUAAACAUCCAGGCUUAGUUUUAAAAACUCCAAUAGCUUAUCAACCUCACACAGAUUUGAAUUUUAUACCAAUACGGAAAGAUGGUAUAGCUGUGUGUGAAAAAUGUGGUGCCAUUGGAGUGAAACACGCGUUUUACACAAAAGAACGUCGGUUUUGCAGCCGAGCCUGUGCUCGUUCAUCUGAACAUACUGCACCGACUGCAGAUUCUACUUACAGUCCGACUCAUUCAGCAGAGUCGACAUCAGAAACAAAAGUAACGAAAGAUGUUAAACCAAUAGCGAAGAUACCUAUAAAAGAAGAAAUGGUUCAGUCCCAAGAUCAAAUUGUUAAAGAAAAAGUAAAGCCAAUAAUACCUGCUGAACCUGUGAUGCCAGAAGAAUUACCAGUAAGGAGAAAACGUACAGCAGAAAUGGCUGGAUCAUAUGACUGGACACCUCAAUUGAAAGCACCUGGCUUCUGCGCUGCGCCUGUUUCUUGUUUCAAACACGCACCCAUAUCAGAAAUAUGGGAUAAUAUAUCAGUAGGUAUGAAAGUUGAAGUAGAAAACACAGAUUGCGACGAGGUCUGUGAAGCUUUUCCAGAUUCCUUUUGGGUAGCAACAGUACUUCGUAUAUCUGGCUACAGAGCUUUGUUAAGAUAUGAAGGUUUUGGACAUAGCAUAGAAAAAGACUUUUGGGUUUCUUUAUGUUCCAAUGACAUUCAUCCAGUCGGCUGGUGCGCGACUAUCGGCAAACCUCUUAUUCCACCAAACACCAUCGCUAAUAAAUACAAAGACUGGAAAGAUUUUCUGAUGCGACGAUUAACGGGUGCCCGCACGUUACCUACAAACUUUUACAGUAAAGUGAACGACAGUAUGAAAUCACGUUUCCGUGUGGGUUUGCAUCUCGAGGUCGUCGACAAGAACAGAAUUUCCCAGGUGAAGGUCGCAACUGUUCAGAAAAUUGUUGGCAAACGCUUGCACGUUCGUUACUACGAUUCGCCGCCGGAUGACAAUGGAUUUUGGUGCCAUGAAGAUUCGCCACUUAUUCAUCACGUCGGUUGGGCUAAACGCGUUGGUCAGACACUCGAAGCGUAUCCUGAAUAUUUACAGAGGCUCGAAACUGGAAGACUGAGUCCGGAUGACGCUACGUCUGAAUACUUCAUCAAGCCAAAAAAUCAUCUUGCCCAUUAUGGUUAUACAUUCCGUGAAGGUAUGAAAAUCGAGGCGAUUGAUCCGUUGAACCUGUCGGCGAUCUGCGCAGCAACGGUGAUGCAGGUUCUUCGUGAAAAUUACAUUAUGAUUAGGAUCGAUAGUUACGACGAGGAUGCAACUGGUAGCGAUUGGUUCUGCUAUCAUGCGUGUUCGCCAUGUAUCUUCCCGGUUGGUUUUUGCGCACAGCAUGGGUUACCACUUACACCACCUAAAGGAUACGAUCCUACGACCUUCACGUGGGAUUCUUAUUUAGAAGAAAGCAAUACAAUACCUGCUCCCCCAGAAUUGUUCAAUAGAGAAAUUCCUAUGCAUGGAUUUAUUGAAGGUAUGCGACUAGAAGCAGCAGAUCUUAUGGAUCCUAGAUUAGUUUGCGUGGCAACUAUAACAAGGGUUAUUGGACGAUUAUUAAGAGUACAUUUUGAUGGAUGGGAGGAUGAAUAUGAUCAAUGGCUAGAUUGUCAAAGUCCCGACAUUUAUCCUGUUGGUUGGUGCGAUUUGGUCGACCACAAACUAGAAGGGCCUAGAUCAUAUUCGUCAAAAGUUGUCAGUCCGAUAGAACGGAUUGUUGUUUCGUCAGUGACGAAAUCACCGAGAGGCCUUAAACGUAAGGGAAAGCGAAAAAUGAAAAGAGCUGGAGGUGGCCGACCACCCAAUACUCGAAGCAUUCAUCUACGAAGUGCGGAACAGCAGCAAAGGUUAGUAAGAGUAAAAGAAGAACGAGAUCAUCAUUUUGAAAGGGAAGAGGGUCCAGCACAAGGAACAAAAAUCGAACGUGAACGUGGUGAUGUUGAAAGUAUUCCGGAACAAUCAACUGCGAGAGAACCGGAACCAGCAGAAGAACCUGCUGGUCCUGAUCAAACUUUACCCAGUCCAACUAGUGGACAGGGGCAAUCAGUGACUACGACUGACGCGCAAAAUGAUGGACAACUUGCUCCUCCAAAAGAAAGAACGGCUACUUCCUAUAUUAACGCAACUAAUCCCUGUGGAAAGUAUAUUCCAAGGUUAGCAGCCGGCUUGCCCAAAAGCUCAGAAUCGGGCGAACUUGCACCAGCUGAAUGGAACGUCUACGAUGUAGCACAGUUUCUCCGUGUCAAUGAUUGCGCCACUUAUUGCGACAACUUCAGCAAGCGUAAGAUCGAUGGCAAAGCGCUACUCAGUCUUACCAAGGAUCAAAUAAUCGAUCUAACAGGUUUCAAAGUUGGCCCCUCGCUCAAAAUAUUUGACCUUAUCCAACAACUCAAAAUCAAAGUUAAUCCUGCUCAAGAAAGGCUCAAGCUCGGCAUGAAAAGAUGCUGUAACACUCUUAGUAACACUUAGGUUCGAGCUGUAAAACUGAUGUUUACUCAAAUCAAUUUAGCAGAGUAGAAUUUUAAUACUGCAACGGGACGAUAAUACUUUUAUUUCUUAACAUUUGAAAACAUUUAACUUUUAACUAAAAUGCUUGGAUAAGCUCGGUUAUAAAUAAUCUUUUAUAUAAGUUCCAACGACAGUAAGUAGAUAGUGAAUUCACGAGCAUGUGCUUAUUGUAAUGUUUAUUUUAUUUUUAAAGUGGAUUGAAAACAUGCCUCAGAGAACGGAAAAUGGUUGGGCAGCUAACUAUGGUAGUGUCAAUUGAUUGCUUAAAACUUUGCCUUAGUGUAGAGAAAUAAUGAUAGCAGAGAAACUAAUAUUUUUGAAAAGGUGAACAGGUCUUUUUUUCGUCAAAAUUUUUUGUGGUGCAAUACUUGGUGAUCUGAAACGGUGUAAUACUUGUAAGCAAUUACUUGACAAUCUACUAAAAAACUUGACUUUUAUAUGAAAACAAAGAAAAAAAUGUAAUUUGAUACUUUGCGCUAUUGAAUGUUUGGGAUAAAGGAAAUUCGUAUGUAUAAGUGGUGUGAGAACAAAAGGAAAGUACUUCCCUGGCCUUCCUUUACAACUUAGCUAUUUUAUCGUAGCUACUAUUAAUAUAAACCCAUAUCUUAACACAAAAUUAAAAACAAAUUGUACAAUAUCUGUUCUAUAUUCGUAAAAAAAGUAUAUGAUUCCACCUGGCAUUAAUUUGAAAAUAUUGAAAAGGAAUUGCUGAAAAUAUGAAUAGCUAAAGAGAAUAUAGAUAUUUAAUAAUGAUAAUCCAUUCUGUGCAAAAGCGUAGGACGAAAUUUGAAUGUACAUCUAGUAUUAGGCUAACUGUAAAUAUUUAAGUUGAAAACUACAACUGUAAAUAAUAUAUCAUUAUUGAUAAGUUUUCUUUCAGCCAUUUUCAUUCAAAAGUCUAAUAUGUUUAUAAACUUUGAAUGAUAUUUUUAAUUACAUUCUUGAUCUAAUUUAUGAAUCAUAAAUAAUAUUAGAUUACAUGACACUAUAAAAUAUUAAUGUAUAAAUUAAUUUUUUAAUUUAUUUUUUUCGGAACGAAAAUGAAAAGAUUUUUAAGAAUCUUAAUACGAUAGUGAUGUAACAAUAUGUCAAUUGUUAUACUUAUUCGAACAAAGCAACAUUUCUUCUCAAAACUCAGCACUUAACUUCAUAUUGUUCUUCUUUUAUCGAUUAUAAUUAAAAUAUAAGUUGAAAGAUAUAUUUAGUAUGUAUAUAUGUAACGUUUACAUGCUCUGAAAAAUUCAAAUGACUUUAUUGUAUAUUAUAUAUUGACACUUAUCAUGUCAUAUUGACAAAACAUGUAAUUGAUGUUUUAAACUGAAUUUCAUACAUUAUUAUUUAAAAGUUCAUUUGCAUUAAAACAUUUAUAAAAACAGCUUAUGUCCUAAUUUUUUCAAAAUUAAUUUGUGAUCAAUCUGUUCUGCCUUUGAAAUCAAUACUGGAUAAGUGUAAAGUUUAAUCAUUCGCAAAAAAAAAUCGCAAGCAAUCCUCCCAUACUAGCUCCGUUAGUUUGCGAAGCGAACAAAGAAGAGCUUUGCUGUGAAGUAUCACCAAAGAAAGACCUCUUUAUCAGAUCGCUUCCUCGCAUCCGCCCGUCACUUUGAAUUUCAGAGCAGAGCGACAUAAGUACUAAGUUAAUUCUGUCCGAGCGAUGCCGUCGCAGACACACACAUACACGUACACACACAAUGUAUAAAGAAGCAUAAAAAACAGGCGUCGGUCUUUUCUUUUCUCCCUUUUACUUCGUAGUCGGUAGUGUAAUAUCCCAAUGGUCUUCGCGAAAAAUAAAAGAAAACAAGGAUAUGAUCUGUGCGAUAUUUUGUAAUCUUGUACUCAUUGGUAUUAUAAGCCAAAAGAGCGUCUAUUGCUUGAAUGAUUUCUUUCUCAGAUUACUUUUAAUUUUUUUUUAUUUCCGAUUAUUUUGGAGAUUGAAAGCAGGAGAGAACGAUUAACCGAUUGAUUGGUUAUAAAGUACAUGUUUUAUACGCAUAAUG
Phymastichus coffea is the source of this 5152-nucleotide messenger RNA. Its product is annotated as polycomb protein Sfmbt-like. Gene Ontology annotation, cellular component: nucleus. NCBI's taxonomy places the organism in Eukaryota, Metazoa, Arthropoda, Insecta, Hymenoptera, Eulophidae. The transcript has 11 exons. Bases 183 to 3119 code for a protein of 978 amino acids. The record is from RefSeq and is a predicted model, not a curated record. Gene Ontology annotation, molecular function: zinc ion binding. Gene Ontology annotation, biological process: heterochromatin formation; regulation of DNA-templated transcription.